Molecule: messenger RNA, 2442 nt
Organism: Carya illinoinensis
Lineage: Eukaryota; Viridiplantae; Streptophyta; Magnoliopsida; Fagales; Juglandaceae
Product: protein IQ-domain 26-like
Exons: 4
Coding region: 1158-2336 (392 amino acids)
Molecular function (GO): protein binding
Source: RefSeq, a predicted model, not a curated record
AUUUAAUUGCGCCUACCAAGGGAGAGAACCUUUUGCAGCCCAAGCAUUGUUUCAGACUUUCAGUGACUUCCUGCAGAAACAUUGGCAGGGAGAUUGAGGUUUGAAUCAUGGAAGUUACGGGGGGAAAUUUUGUUGGAAUCACUGUGAGUGAUACGGAGACUGAAAGAAUUCUCCAACCCAAAAAAGAAGCGAAAUCUCGGCGUCUUUUUGGGCUCAUUACUUGAAACAAAGAGAAGCUAAUAAAAUAGCGCUUUUAUGGCUGUAAGCUUUAAUGGCUGUUCAGUGCACUCGUACACGAGAGAGAGAGAGAGAGAGAGAGAGAGAGAGAGAGAGAGAGAGAGAGAGAGAGAGAGAGAGAGCUGAGAGAAAAUUAUGGCUUUGAAACUGUCAUUGAGUCGUAGAAGAUAGCAAAAAGUCAGACAGAGAUACUUAAUAGGUGCUUGAAAGUGAAGCAUAAAAAGUGAAGAGAUUGCCGGGAUUGUCAGUGCGUAUCUCUCGUCCGGAGUAGUACGCCUUUCUCCAGAGAGCUAAGAUAGAGAAUAAGGUAAGAACUCUCCUCGAGAGAGAAUUGAGGAAGAGGAGGAAAGGGAGAUGUUUGUGAGUGUUUUUUUGGCAUAGCCGAGUUUUGGCGCUGAAGGAGGUGGAGUGGGAAUUCGGCGCUGCUUUUGAAUUUUAGGUGGUGGCCGGUUCUUCACGAGGUGCUGUCAGAAUUUCUUUUCAAAACAUAUUAAAAAAAAACAAUCUUCAUCCACAUCACUUCUCUGCUUCGAACCUUAAAGUUCCAAAGAACUUACGAAUGGUUUCUUCUCUGUUUCUCUUGUUUGAGUAGAGAUUGUUUCUUCCCAGCUGACAGCACUUGAGUUUUGGUCACUCUCGCAUUUUUAUUCCUCGGACACUGUUUCUUCUGUUUGUUGUUGUAGUGCUUCUUUGUUUCUCUGGAAUAUGCUUCGUUUUUGUUCUUCUCUCUGGUUUCAGUUCAAAUUUUUGAGAGGGAAAGAUGAGAAGGCUUGAGAGUUUGUUGCGGCGUUAGGGUGUAUUUGCCUUGAAAAACCCCCACCCGGGUUUUGACUUCGUACCUAACAUUUUAAUUUUCCAAGACUUUUUGGCUGUUUAUUCUUCUGUGUCUGGUUUGUGACUUGCUAGACCAAAGAAACAGUAUGGGGAAGGUUACAAGAUGGUUGAAGGGUUUGUUGGGGAUGAAGGAGAAUAAUCUGGAGAAUUCAGGUCCAUUGGCCGGAGACCGCAGAGAGAAGAAAAAUUGGAGCUUUGGCAAGUCUCUAAGAGAUUCUAGCGCAGUUGCUCAGUCUCCAUCGAGCACUUCGAGUAAAAUGCCAGUCACCGAUGCUGCUUGUUUCAGAUACUACAUCAAUGAGUCAGAGAAGGAGCAGAACAAGCACGCAAUAGCGCUGGCUGCCGCCACAGCAGCCGCGGCUGAUGCUGCUGUGGCUGCUGCCCAGGCGGCUGCAGCAGUUGUCAGGUUGACAAGCCAGGGCAGGGGAACUUUGUUUGCAGGAGGGAGGGAGAGGUGGGCUGCUGUGAAGAUUCAAACUGUUUUUAGGGGUUGUUUGGCCCGGAAAGCACUCCGAGCUCUAAAGGGACUGGUUAAGUUACAGGCUGUUGUUAGAGGCUGUCUUGUUCGAAAACGGGCUACUGCAACCCUGCAUAGUAUGCAAGCUCUCAUAAGAGCUCAAGCAGUAGUUCGAUCUCAGCGUGCCCGUCGUUUUCUCAAUAAAGAUAACAGAUUUCAUCCUGAAAAUCGACACCGAAAAUCUAUAGAAAGGUUUGAUGAAGCAAGAAGUGAAUAUCGCGGCAAAAUGUUUUCAGCAUCUCAUGAAGCCUCAGUGCUAAGUACAUUCGAUGAAACCCCAAAAAUUGUGGAAAUCGACACAUACAAACCCAGAUCAAGAUCUCGGAGAGUCAAGACGGGGUUGUCCGAGUGUGUCGAAGAUUUGCCUUAUCAGACAAUCUCAUCACCUCUUCCAUGUCCAAUUCCUGCUCGUAACUUUCAAGAUUUUGAAUGGUACUUCAGUGGGGAAGAAUGCAGGUGCUCUACUGCUCAGAGCACUCCUCGGUGUGGUACUUCCAUCCGGUCUAAUGUCCUGGCAGCACCGGCCAAGAGCGUCUGCGGAGACAGCUUCUUCAGACCUUACGCAAACUUCCCUAACUACAUGUCCAAUACGCAGUCAUUCAAGGCCAAAUUGAGGUCUCAAAGUGCACAAAGGCAAAGACCUGAGCCCCUGCCCAAGAAGAGGUUUUCACUGAAUGAAAUUAUGGAAGCAAGAUAUAGCACUAGCAGUGUUAGAAUGCAGUUGUCUUCUUCCCAGUUUCCAGGUUGACGAGGAAGAUUUACGAUGGUUAGAGCGAAAAAAGUCCUGUAAAUUUCUCCUAUAACAUGUUCUUACUGAAUUAUGCCUUAUGGAAAUGAAAAAGCGCUUUCUUUUU